GUAUGGUGCUAGCGUCACAUAAAAGCGAAGCGGGAGCGGCUGUCCGUGGUGAUUAGAAAAGCGGCAACGGGAGAGUUGUAGUUCCGGUCAGCUUCGCAUGAUUCUUUUUUGACCUGCGGUGACCAGCGACCAAAUCGGACUGCGGCGAAAUGGAAAUUGAAGGUGGUGGUGGUGCAGCGAUUAGAGCUCUUGGCUCUUUCUUCAAGCUCACUGAAGUCUACAUAUGGAACGAUGGCUCGACGGAGACACGAGAAAUAUCUUUGCUUCCUGAGUCCACUAAAUCAUCUAGAGACUUGGACGAUAUUAGCUUCAGCAUCCCAGCCUCAACUAUUGAAAUAAGUGAAAUAUUAGAGAAUGAACAACUGAUCAAACAGAUGGAUGCAUUAGGGCUUCCCAUUUCCUUCUUGUCUAACAAGGAGACGAGCAACAAAAUGAAGAAAAGCAAAAGGAGAGGUGCUCGCUUGAAGCAUUCCCGUAGUCAUAAAGAAGCCAAGGAAGAAGCAUUAGAAUUUACCCAAGUGAGUGGGUUGGAGAUUGUAUCUCCUUCUGUUUUGAAUGAUAGCACAAGCAAUUCCUUAUGUUGCAUGUCAAUGAUGGGCCAAAGUGAAUCCUGUUUUUAUGAUGUUGCAGUGGGUAUCGAUGAAAAUGAAUGCCCCACUGGUGAUUCAGCAAGUUCGACUAAGAUUAUUUCUGGUGCUGUCAGGGAGAAAAACCUUGGGGGGACAUCUCACUGUCUGUCUAAUGCUGGCCAUGAAUACGAGUCUGUACCACACAAUGAUGUUAUGUCGAAGGAUGAUGAUAAUGGAGGACAAAGUUUGAGCAAUUCAGAUGGUGCACCUCCAGGAGUGUGCUGUCUAACAGAUGCAGGUGUCAACCAUGGUGAGAAGGAAAUUGCCAACAUGUUGAUGGAGUAUGAGUGUCUAGAAGAGUCAUCUGCUGCUAACCAUCAUGAAGAAGGUGAUAAGUUUUGCAAUGAUAGUGGCACAGAGCAUUUGGGGAUUUCUGAACCUGUUGAGUUCUCUCAGAGUUCAGAAGUGGUUGGACAUGGUGAAAUAGACAGUUAUAACUACUAUGGUGAUUUUGGAGAUUGGAGGGUGUAUUGGGACUCUCUGUACAUGAGAUAUUACUUCCACAAUGUCAAAACAGACACUUGUACAUGGUAUCCACCCCCUGGUAUGGAACAUCUAGCAUCUGGCGAUAUCACUGAUGAAUUGAAUGAAGCAACUGCUGAAGUGACUGAAAUGGAUGGAGGGCCUUCCUUUUCCUGCAGUUCACUUAAUUAUCACGAGACAUCUGAGGGACCACCAAAUGAUGAGAGCUGUUUAAAUAAAUCAUCCGAUGAAGUUUUGAUGGAGAUUGGAGUUGCAACUGGCAACUCCAUGUUUGUUUUAACUAUAGUCCCUGCAAAUGGAAGUUUGGAGCAUGCAGAUGAAUGUCUUGUCAAUGGAAGUUGUGAUGAUGAAGUUGCAUUGCACUUACCAUCAGCUGUGCAGGAGUGUAUGGACGGCCUGAUGAGUACAGUCACGGAAGAAGUUACUGAGGAGAGUGAUAUCUAUCUUGAAAUUGCUGAUCCCGCAACUGAUAAUUUGGAUAUCCAGCUUAACCCUGCCAUCAGAAAACCAAAAAAGAAAGAGAAAAAAACACGAGCCCAUAAGAAAUCAUCAAUGAAUAGUGAAGACCUUCAAAGUGAGCAGAUGUUUGAAGAGUUUUCUUCGAACAUCGCCAAAUAUUGGUGUCAAAGGUACACCUUAUUUUCCAGAUUUGAUGAUGGUAUAAGAAUGGAUGAAGAAGGAUGGUUUUCUGUUACACCAGAGCCUAUAGCCAAGCAUCAUGCAUUGCGUUGUAUGGGGGACACCAUAAUUGACUGUUUCACUGGUGUUGGUGGAAAUGCCAUUCAAUUUGCACAGAGGUACAAACAUGUCAUCGCAAUUGAUAUUGAUCCGAAGAAGAUUGACUAUGCAUUCCACAAUGCUUCCAUCUAUGGAGUUAGUGAUCAAAUAGACUUUAUAGAAGGGGACUUUUUUGCUUUGGCAUCAAAACUGAAGGCAGACAGUGUCUUCUUGUCACCUCCUUGGGGAGGACCUGCAUAUUCUAAAGUAAAGACUUACAACAUCAAGACCAUGCUUAAGCCACGUGAUGGAUAUUCUCUCUUUAACACUGCAAAGCAAAUUGGUCAUAGAAUCAUCAUGUUUCUCCCGAGAAAUAUUGACCUCAACCAAUUGGCAGAGUUGUGUUUAACUUCCAAUCCUCCAUGGUCACUUGAGGUUGAGAAGAACUUUAUGAAUGGCAAGUUGAAGGCAAUAACUGCUUACUUCAGCAACACGGUGAUUGAAGGACAAUAAAUUAGCUUAAUGCACGUGCAUGCAGGUGGAAGGAACUGAUGUCAACAUCUUGUGGAUGUCGAGUGGUUAUAAAGGGGACUAUUAGCUGGCUUGGACUACCUGUACAGUUAUGUAAGCUAUUCUAAUCAUCAAUUGUCUUGCUAUAGUGAUGAAAAUUUAUGGAAUGUAAUCAUCAACAGUCUCGAACAAAUAAUUCAGCAUUCCCUUUUUUGAAGACAGCUUUUUUAGUUCAAGUGUUUCGAGAGCUAAUACUAUCAAACUGCUAGAUAAUGACCUUUUACUAACAGUUGCAAGGUAAAAAUCUGAUAUUCCAAGCUUGUUUAUUGCA
Messenger RNA from Populus nigra (black poplar), 2670 nucleotides. RefSeq lists its product as uncharacterized. The record is from RefSeq and is a predicted model, not a curated record. Bases 150 to 2342 code for a protein of 730 amino acids. The transcript has 11 exons. Gene Ontology annotation, cellular component: nucleus. Gene Ontology annotation, biological process: 7-methylguanosine cap hypermethylation; 7-methylguanosine RNA capping. Gene Ontology annotation, molecular function: protein binding; RNA cap trimethylguanosine synthase activity. Lineage: Eukaryota; Viridiplantae; Streptophyta; Magnoliopsida; Malpighiales; Salicaceae.